Messenger RNA from Nicotiana tabacum (common tobacco), 1537 nucleotides. RefSeq lists its product as uncharacterized. The record is from RefSeq and is a predicted model, not a curated record. NCBI's taxonomy places the organism in Eukaryota, Viridiplantae, Streptophyta, Magnoliopsida, Solanales, Solanaceae.
UAGAAGAGUUGGUUUGUGGGAGUAACUGCCUUCUUCAAGACCCAGGUUCAAAACUUAGCUCCAACAAUCAAUUUUUAUUUUUUGAUUGGGUCUCAUUCGGUCAGUUAAAAAUACACGCCUACUCCCUUUUCUCUCUCUUUCACAUCAGGUUAUUUCCUCUAAACCCAAAACAAAUUUCAUCCUUCACCUUCACACGUUUCUUUCUUCAGGGAUCAAGCAGCUGCCGAAUCUUUUUCUUGGCAAGAUUUUGAAAAUUAUACUUGGAAUUCUCCAUCUUGUUUCCACUUUUCUAAUGUGAAGUGGAUGAUUUGAGACCAAAUUGUAUUUGGAUUCAAGGAUACCUUUCAGAAAUUGUGUAGAGAUCAACUUCGGGAUCAUCAAGCAGAAUUGUUGGAGCAAUUAUUAGAGAGUGGUGAAGUUCAAAGUGGGAAAGGAUUAAAUCAAGAGCGGGGGCUUCAAAAGCCAGGUGACAUCGUUGGGGAUCACAUUGUAAAACAUUGGAUAACUUUGUUAUUUUAUUUUUUUCUAUUGUUCAUGUGCUUGGGGUGAUUGAAUGUGAAGGUGAUGUUAAUGAUAGGUUGCAAGCAGAAGCUUUUUCGAGUAAAAUUAAAGCAUUUGAAUUUGUUAUCUUGCUUCACUUAAUGUUGAAAGUGUUGAUAAUGUCAAACGAGCUGAGCAAAGCAUUACAGAAGAAAAAUCAAGAUAUUGUCAAUGCCAUGGUAUUUUUGAUAUCACAAAGGAAAGGUUGCAAGAAAUGAGAGAUAAAGGAUGGGAACCAUUGAUGGAUGAAGUAUAUUUAUUUUGUGCAAAACAUGAUAUUUUGGUGCCCAAGAUGGAAGAAUUCUAUAUUCCUGGAAAGUCGAAGCGUAGGCCUUCUAGUGUUACUUAUUCACGUUACUUACGUGUUGAGCUUUUUUAUGCUGUGAUUGAUUUGCAACUUCUGGAGCUUAAUAGUCGUUUUGAUGUUGUGAGUAGUAACCUGCUUCUUGGUAUGGCUAGCUUGAAUCCGGCUAACUCAUUUGCUAAUUUUGAUAAGGAAAGAAUAAUGACAUUGGCCAAGCAUUAUCCCGAUGAGUUUGGUGAAUUGAAGCUUCGAGAUCUUAGUCGCCAACUUGACACUUUCAUAUGGCAUAUGCAACAUGGUGACCCUAUGUUCUCUGAUUUGAAAGGAAUUGGUGAUUUGGCGAAAGCAUUGGUUGAGACAAAUCUUGUGGAGACUUAUUCACUUGUUUAUUUGCUUGUGAAGUUGACUUUAAUUUUACCUGUCACAACUGCAACGGUGGAAAGAGCAUUCUCAUCUAUGAAGUACAUCAAAGAUGAAAUGCAUAGUAGUAUUGGUGAUGCAUUUUUAAAUGAUUGUUUAGUUUGUUACUUUGAGAAGGAAGUGUUUGUAAAUAUAAGCAAUGAUGCUAUUAUUGACAGUUUUCAAAAUAUGAAAACGCGUCGAGUUCAACUAUGAGUGGACAAUAUACUUUUGUUAUAUUAGUAUCAAGUUAAUGGUAUUUGAUAAUAUUGAUAUUUUUAUUUUGAUGAUAAA